Phacochoerus africanus (Common warthog) is the source of this 1923-nucleotide messenger RNA. RefSeq names its product long-wave-sensitive opsin 1. Gene Ontology annotation, biological process: phototransduction; G protein-coupled receptor signaling pathway; visual perception. Lineage: Eukaryota; Metazoa; Chordata; Mammalia; Artiodactyla; Suidae. Gene Ontology annotation, molecular function: G protein-coupled receptor activity. The transcript is spliced from 6 exons. The record is from RefSeq and is a predicted model, not a curated record. Gene Ontology annotation, cellular component: membrane; photoreceptor outer segment. Bases 693 to 1787 code for a protein of 364 amino acids.
ACACUCUGUCCGGAGGUUCGCUUUUGAAGGCAGGUCUAGAGGCAACUGGGGUCAGACACGGUGCAAGGGAAGCCUGGGAACUCGGAGGAGGGAGGUUUGAGCCGGUGGCAUCUGAGUGCCUCGGGAGGCCCGGGCGAACUCCCUGGUGACUGCGGCAGCUCGUGGGGACAAGGCGGAGGGCGGAGCGGCCAGCAGGAUGCAUGGUGGCGUCUGCCCAGUCCGCCUUCCCACCUUGCAUCCACUUGGGGCCCCGCCCCCCGGCCGGCUGGACCCUGUUCCAAGCCUCAGCCCUGCAAAGUCUGCGGGGAGAACCCCCUGCAAGAGGAAGCCUGGGGCUUCGGGCUCCUUCCUCGCCCGCGGCCCGGCCUGACCUAGCAGCAGACACCGGGCAGUAGGUGGGAAGAGAGGCCACAUCAACGUGAGCGGGGGGGCCCGCAGCCGCUCCCACAGCCCCCUUGGCUCCGAAUUUGGUGGCCAGCAAAUCCCUCUGAGCCGCCCUCGUGGGCUCGCCUAAGGAGCCAGGAGGCCAGGGGCCGGGGGAAGCAGGUCUAAGUCCCAGGCCCAAUUAAGAGAUCAGAUGGUGGAGGGUUUGGGAGCUUUUAAGGUGAGGAGGCCUGGGCUGAUCCCGAAGGCUGGUAUAAAGCCUGCAAACACCAGGCUGGCGCGCACUGGGGACAGGGCUUUCCGGAGCCAUGGCCCAGCAGUGGGGCCCCCGAAGGCUCGCAGGUGGGCAGCCGCAGGCCAGCUUUGAGGACAGCACCCAGGGGAGCAUCUUCACCUACACCAACGCCAACAGCACCCGAGACCCCUUCGAAGGCCCCAACUACCACAUCGCUCCCAGAUGGGUGUACCACAUCACCAGCGCCUGGAUGGUCUUCGUCGUCAUCGCAUCCGUCUUCACCAACGGGCUUGUGCUGGCGGCCACCAUGAGGUUCAAGAAGCUGCGCCACCCUCUGAACUGGAUCCUGGUGAACUUGGCCAUCGCUGACCUGGCAGAGACCAUCAUCGCCAGCACCAUCAGCGUCGUGAACCAGAUGUAUGGCUACUUCGUGCUGGGCCACCCCUUGUGCGUGGUGGAGGGCUACACGGUCUCCUUGUGUGGGAUCACGGGUCUCUGGUCCCUGGCCAUCAUUUCCUGGGAGAGGUGGAUGGUGGUGUGCAAGCCCUUCGGCAACGUGCGAUUUGACGCCAAGCUGGCCAUUGCCGGCAUCGCCUUCUCCUGGAUCUGGGCUUCCGUGUGGACGGCCCCACCCAUCUUUGGUUGGAGCAGGUACUGGCCCCACGGCCUGAAGACGUCCUGCGGCCCCGACGUGUUCAGCGGCAGCUCUUACCCCGGGGUGCAGUCUUACAUGAUUGUGCUCAUGAUCACGUGCUGCUUCAUCCCGCUCGGCGUCAUCGUGCUCUGCUACCUGCAAGUGUGGCUGGCCAUCCGCGCGGUGGCGAAGCAGCAGAAGGAAUCCGAGUCGACCCAGAAGGCCGAGAAGGAGGUGACACGCAUGGUGAUGGUGAUGAUCUUCGCCUACUGCCUCUGCUGGGGGCCUUACACUUUCUUCGCCUGCUUCGCGGCUGCCCACCCCGGCUACGCCUUCCACCCGCUGGUGGCCGCCCUGCCAGCCUACUUUGCCAAAAGUGCCACUAUCUACAACCCUAUUAUCUAUGUCUUCAUGAACAGGCAGUUUCGAAACUGCAUCUUGCAGCUUUUUGGGAAGAAGGUGGACGACAGCUCUGAGCUCUCCAGCGUUUCCAAAACAGAGGCCUCGUCUGUCUCUUCAGUGUCACCUGCAUGAGUCUCCCACCCCGACGACCACGACGACGACAACGACAACAACGUCUGCCUCCUACCGGAAAACGCACCCGCCCCGCCCCCCCCUUCUCCAUCCCCGUGAAAUAAAUGUAGUUUCUCUUUGCCAAAAACAACCAAGU